Suillus clintonianus is the source of this 1408-nucleotide messenger RNA. RefSeq lists its product as uncharacterized. Bases 25 to 1116 code for a protein of 363 amino acids. The transcript is spliced from 4 exons. The record is from RefSeq and is a predicted model, not a curated record. Gene Ontology annotation, biological process: spliceosomal complex disassembly. Gene Ontology annotation, cellular component: spliceosomal complex. NCBI's taxonomy places the organism in Eukaryota, Fungi, Basidiomycota, Agaricomycetes, Boletales, Suillaceae.
ACUCAUCGCUCAGACGCACCAUCCAUGCCCCCCAAAACGCCGGAAGACCCAGAACAAAACCCAUAUGAUCUGCUCGAGGUCUCACAGGAGGCUACUGAAGCCGAGAUUAGGACGGCCUACCGAACCCGUUCUCUAAAAGUCCACCCAGACAGAAACAGGAAUGACCCUAAUGCAGCCCAGAAAUUUCAUGCAUUGACAACUGCCUCCACCCUCCUACUCGAUCCGCUCCGCCGUCUCGCGCUCGAUGCGCAACUCCGUUUGCAAGCUGCCAAGAAGCAGCGCUUCGCAUCUUACGACAAUAAGCGCAAGACUAUGGUUUCUGAGCUGGAGGAACGCGAGAAAGAGUUCAAGAAAGCGCGGAUGGCCAAGGACCAAGAGAAAACUGCGAGGGAGAGCGAAAACGUGAGGAUUCGCGAGGAGGGGCGGAGAAUGCGGGAGCAGAGGGAGAAGGAGCUCGAGCUGCAGGAAUUGGAACGUCGAUGCGCGAGGUCGAAGGACGAGCCAAAUGGAACUGUUGAAGAAGACACCCUCGCUCCACCGCCGCCUGGUGACUUGGACACAACAAUCCGUGUUAAAUACGUUCUGUCGUCACAUCCUGCCCUUUCUACAGCAUUUGCACUCGCAACGCACCUUAGACGGUAUGGCGAGAUUGAUGAAGGGGCAGUGGUGAUGUCACAGAAAGUCAAGAAGCCGAAAAAGUCCAAGGGACUGGUAGGCGGCGAUAUAAUAGUGACCGCGCUGGUGCCAUUCAAUCAGCUGGGCGCUGCAUUUGCUGUGGUAUCGAGUGCCGAAUCGCUGAAAGAUCGGGGCAUGGACGUGGCAUGGGCAGGCGGAUCUGAGCCUCCGAUACUAGGCUGGCUUCGCGAUCGCGGAGAACUCGGGGGACCCGCACCCAACCGGGCUGAGCCGCUCCCAACGAAGGCUGCUCCGGAAGGGACGACGUUCAGUUCGUUUCCCUCCAGUUUCCCUGUUUUUGAUAAUGUGGCACCACCGUCACCUCCUGCUGCAAAGGCGGGAAUGGACUACGAGUCGUUGACGCUACUCCGCAUGCGUGAAGCUGAACGUACGCGCUUAGAGAAGGAGAUACUGGAAGCAGAAGCUGCUGAGGGCAGUUAACCUUGCUUUGCAAUCGCUUGGCAUACUAUGUCUUCUGGCAUCGAACUCUGGUCGCGAUCUCAAUGUCUGGUGUGAGCAUUAGAGCACCGCGUGCCCUUGGUGCACCUUGACGGUUCUGGUGGGCAGUGGUGCAGGACUUUGGAUGGGAAGGUUAGAGGCAUGUACAUAUUCCAUUUUAACAUCCAUCAGAUUAAUUUAUUGCAUUUCUCAAGAAGUUGUUCCGGGAGACCUUUUGAAGCGUGUAUGUAUUAUGAUGGCGUUCAUGUAUCCUUAGUCUGACUGCUACAUCCAG